Messenger RNA from Chroicocephalus ridibundus (black-headed gull), 1991 nucleotides. RefSeq names its product tubulin gamma 1 (gene TUBG1). The transcript is spliced from 11 exons. Gene Ontology annotation, molecular function: structural constituent of cytoskeleton; GTP binding. The record is from RefSeq and is a predicted model, not a curated record. Gene Ontology annotation, cellular component: spindle; microtubule; nucleus. Bases 112 to 1467 code for a protein of 451 amino acids. NCBI's taxonomy places the organism in Eukaryota, Metazoa, Chordata, Aves, Charadriiformes, Laridae. Gene Ontology annotation, biological process: mitotic sister chromatid segregation; microtubule nucleation; meiotic spindle organization.
GGCGCCCUCCCGGAAGUGCGCGGCGCGCAGGCGCAGUGCCGUUGGCGCCGGGCGGGAGAGGCGGCGGGGCGGCGGGCGGGAGGAGCGGAGCGGAGCCGAGCCUCGGCCGCCAUGCCGCGGGAGAUCAUCACCCUGCAGCUGGGCCAGUGCGGCAACCAGAUCGGGUUCGAGUUCUGGAAGCAGCUCUGUGCCGAGCACGGCAUCAGCCCCGAGGGCAUCGUGGAGGAGUUCGCCACCGAGGGCACUGACCGCAAGGAUGUCUUCUUCUACCAGGCAGACGAUGAGCACUACAUCCCGCGCGCCGUGCUGCUGGACCUGGAGCCCCGAGUUAUCCACUCCAUCCUGAACUCCCCUUACGCCAACCUCUACAACCCAGAAAACAUCUACCUGUCGGAGCAUGGAGGGGGAGCUGGGAACAACUGGGCCAGCGGCUUCUCACAGGGAGAAAAAAUCCACGAAGACAUUUUUGAUAUAAUAGACAGAGAGGCUGAUGGGAGCGACAGUUUGGAAGGAUUUGUGCUUUGCCACUCCAUUGCCGGUGGAACGGGCUCCGGGCUGGGCUCGUACCUGCUGGAGAGACUGAAUGACAGGUAUCCCAAGAAGCUGGUGGAGACCUACUCGGUUUUCCCAAACCAGGAUGAGAUGAGCGAUGUUGUAGUCCAGCCGUACAACUCUCUGCUGACGCUGAAGAGGCUGACUCAGAACGCUGACUGCGUGGUGGUUCUGGACAACACGGCCUUGAAUCGCAUCGCGACAGACAGGCUGCACAUUCAGAACCCGUCGUUCUCUCAGAUCAACCAGCUGGUCUCCACCAUCAUGUCUGCCAGCACCACCACGCUCAGGUACCCGGGAUACAUGAACAACGACCUCAUCGGGCUGAUUGCCUCGCUGAUCCCCACCCCGCGGCUGCACUUCCUCAUGACGGGGUACACGCCACUCACCACCGACCAGUCGGUGGCCAGCGUGAGGAAGACCACGGUCCUGGACGUGAUGAGAAGAUUGCUGCAACCUAAAAACGUGAUGGUGUCCACAGGGCGAGACAGGCAGACCAACCACUGCUACAUCGCCAUCCUCAACAUCAUCCAGGGGGAGGUGGAUCCUACGCAGGUUCACAAGAGUCUGCAACGGAUCCGGGAGAGGAAACUGGCCAACUUCAUCCCUUGGGGUCCUGCCAGCAUCCAGGUGGCUUUGUCCCGCAAGUCCCCCUACCUGCCGUCCGCACACCGUGUCAGCGGCCUCAUGAUGGCAAACCACACCAACAUCUCCUCGCUGUUUGAGCGGACGUGCCGGCAGUACGACAAGCUACGCAAGCGGGAGGCCUUCCUGGAGCAGUUCCGCAAGGAGGACAUCUUCAAGGACAACUUCGACGAGCUGGACAACUCCCGGGAGAUCGUGCAGCAGCUGAUCGACGAGUACCACGCGGCCACGCGCCCUGACUACAUCUCCUGGGGCACGCAGGAGCAGUGAGUGCCCUGCCAGGGGACGGGAGGGUCCCACGGCCACCUCCACGCAUGCCGGCAGGGCUUGUCUCUGCCGUGCCCACGUUUAGCACCCCUCAGCGCUGCCCGGCGGCGGUGGAGUCGUCACCCUGGCUGCACACACACGCUGCACUCCUCGGCAGAAGCCGCUCUGCAGGGAGCAGCGCUGCUCCUGAAGACCCUUGGCCGGGGGGACAGCCUCUGCUCCACCACCUGCCCUGGCCCAGGACGGGACUGGGGCAGCUGCGCGCUGUGCUGGUAGGGAACCUCUGCCCGUGAGAGCAACGCUCGCUCGGAGGAGGAGGAGGAGAGCGAACCCAGGGGGCUUGGAACGGGCCUGACCCAAAGAGUUGGGUGCAGGCAACCCCUGUGGCCAAAGGCUCUGUGUGGCUGAGCUAGUCCUUGCCCUGGGCAGGAGCCUUGUUCCUCCUUCGCCAGAUCAGGCCUGGGGCACAGGCUGUAUCUAUAUUUUUGUAGGUUAUUUUGCUUUAAUAAAGGCUGUUCCUGCACUGA